AAGUCACAGCCUCUUAUCAAGAAAACAGUUAACAGAAUAGAGAAAGACACUUUUCUCUCUCUCUAACUUCUUAUGAACCCAACCCACAGACACAACGAAAAAUAACAAAAGACGACCCAAAACUAAUCCCAACAUCAAUCCAUAUUUUCUCUCUGAAAUUGGUUGAUCGAGUAAGUGGCAGAGAACAACCUUCAACACCACAUGGGUCUCUGCUUCUCCUCCUCUUCCUCUCCUUCGCCCAACCCUCCUAACUACUCAGGUUCAACGAGUAACGUGGGGUUCUCCGCCACCACCAGCAGCUUCGGGAAGAGCCAAUUCUCGGAGAUUGCGAGUGGGAGCAUCGACAGCGAAGGGUCUCUUCCGUUUUGUUCCCCUGACGGCCAGAUUCUGGAACGGCCCAACUUGAAGGAGUUCAGUUUCGGGGACCUGAAAUCCGCGGCCAAGAGUUUCAAGGGCGACACAUUGCUGGGUGAAGGUGGGUUUGGCAGAGUCUACAAGGGCUGGUUGGAUGAGAAGAACCUUACCCCUGCCAAACCAGGCUCUGGCAUGGUCGUCGCCAUCAAAAAAUUGAACCCCGAAAGCACCCAAGGCUUUCAAGAAUGGAAGUCAGAAGUGAACUUUUUGGGAAGGCUUUCCCACCCCAACCUCGUCAAGUUAUUGGGCUACUGUUGGGACGAGGAUGAACUUCUUCUUGUGUACGAGUUCAUGCCCAAGGGAAGCUUGGAGAAUCAUCUCUUUCGAAGAAAUCCUAACAUAGAACCACUUUCUUGGAACACCCGGCUUAAAAUAGCUAUUGGUGCUGCUCGUGGACUUGCAUUCUUGCACACAUCGGAAAAAGUUAUAUAUAGAGAUUUCAAGGCCUCAAAUAUACUCCUUGAUGGCAGUUACAAUGCAAAAAUAUCAGAUUUUGGCUUGGCUAAAUUGGGACCAUCUGGGGGACAGUCACAUGUAACUACAAGAGUCAUGGGCACCUAUGGUUAUGCUGCACCAGAAUAUAUCGCAACAGGGCACUUGUAUGUGAAGAGUGAUGUGUAUGGAUUUGGUGUAGUGCUUCUUGAAAUACUGACAGGCAUGAGGGCACUUGACACAAGAAGGCCAACAGGGCAGCAGAACCUGGUUGAAUGGACCAAGCCCUAUCUCUCUUCCAAAAAAAAGUUGAAAACAAUUAUGGAUUCUAAGAUAGAGGGUCAAUAUUCACCCAAAGCUGCAUUACAAGCAGCACAACUUACUCUAAAAUGCCUAGAGCAUGACCCUAAACAACGUCCUUCAAUGAAAGAAGUUCUUGAGGGAUUGGAAGCCAUUGAAACCAUCCAUGAAAAAACCAAGGAAUCCAAAACCCGCAAUUCUCAUAACAUUUCUCAUCAGCAUUCUCGGCAGAGAGUUGUGAGGGUAUAAAUAAAUUUGUAUACAGAAAACCCACUAGAAACUCAGAUGAGUAGUUGUGUGGUCUAUUGACCGGGGUUUUGGAUCAGUCACAUGAUACAAAAGGUUUUUUUCCUAGUUUUUCUUUCUGGUUGGAAGGGGAGAAAUUUUACAAGCCUUUUUACAUGUAUGAUUUUUUUGUUGAAUUAUUUAUGUUUUUAGUGGGAACAUAUUUUUUACGUGCGAGAAGGGGAAAUAGCUUUGACUAUAGUUGCUAAUGUGUCAUAUUUUCAAGACUUUUUCUUUCAAUGGAAAAUUGAUCAGCUUAUGUACAUCACGAAUAGUAAUUAUAUGAAUAUUUUUAUUUAUCAUAUACUAUUGAUUGUUGUUAUUUA
Molecule: messenger RNA, 1757 nt
Organism: Vigna angularis (adzuki bean)
Lineage: Eukaryota; Viridiplantae; Streptophyta; Magnoliopsida; Fabales; Fabaceae
Product: probable serine/threonine-protein kinase PIX13
Exons: 6
Coding region: 202-1395 (397 amino acids)
Biological process (GO): protein phosphorylation
Molecular function (GO): protein kinase activity; ATP binding
Source: RefSeq, a predicted model, not a curated record